Vollenhovia emeryi is the source of this 1443-nucleotide messenger RNA. RefSeq lists its product as uncharacterized. Gene Ontology annotation, molecular function: olfactory receptor activity; odorant binding. Bases 88 to 1383 code for a protein of 431 amino acids. Gene Ontology annotation, biological process: detection of chemical stimulus involved in sensory perception of smell; sensory perception of smell. The transcript is spliced from 9 exons. Gene Ontology annotation, cellular component: plasma membrane. NCBI's taxonomy places the organism in Eukaryota, Metazoa, Arthropoda, Insecta, Hymenoptera, Formicidae. The record is from RefSeq and is a predicted model, not a curated record.
AAGCAUACAUAUAUAAUCAAGUCUCAAUCUUUAGUGUCUGUACGAUUACAGAAUGUUGUAACAUUGAAAAAUUGAUAAUAUAAUAAUAUGUGUGAAAUUGAAAGAAAUUACGGACGAUGGGGUACGAGAAAAGAGACUUCUAUAGGCUAUGAGGCCUAUAAGUCCACAGUAACGCUUGAACUGUUAUCUGAGAUGGAGUUCUCCGAGAAGAAAUACUAUAGACUCAAUCACAUUCUAUUAUCAUCGAUUGGGCUCUGGCCAUACGAUACUUCUCGCCACAAACAAAUUCACACCAUACUGUCACUACUGAUAUUCUUAUCAUAUUUAACACUUCAGUUUAUGAAAGUAAUUCUUUCGGAAUGCAGCUUGGAUCUUCUUCUGGAAGUAUUAGCUAUUAAUUCCAUAUUUCUAAUGUUUCUUGCCAAACAUAUUAGUUUUCUGUUUAUUACAGAAAAUAUAAAACAAUUACGGAAUCGUGUCCGAAAUAACUGGAGUGUUUUAGUAAAUGAUCAAGAGAUCGAUAUCAUGCACAAAUAUACUAACGGAGGAAAAAACUUUACAAAAAUUUUCGCAAUAUUCAUCUAUUUUGGAAUUUUUGUUUUCACUUUAAUGCAAUAUCUUCCGGAUUUACUUGAUGUCAUAGUACCUUUAAAUGAAUCUCGUCCAAGUGUAAUUCUCCAUCAGGCGAAAUAUUUUAACAAUCAGGAAAAAUAUUAUUAUAUUCUAAUUAUGCAUGACGUUAUUGGAAUGUUCCUUUGUGCAACUACUGCAAUAGCUGCUGAAUCAUUCUCAUUAGUAAACGCAUUACAUGCUUUUGGAAUGUUUAAUGUUGCUAGUUACCGUAUGGAACAUAUGUUAAGCAUAAAUAUUUCACAAAUACGUGAAUUAGCUAAAAGUUGUGAUAGCACUAUUAUAUUUUGUAAUAAAAUAGUCGCUGCCGUGGACAUCCAUAAAAGAGCUAUGCAAUUUUCGGAUUUAUUACAAGAAAGCUUGGGGCUAUCGUACCUGUUUGUAGUUGUAAUGGCUAUAUGUACGGCAGCUGUUUCACUCUUUCGUAUGUUUCGAGUAAUAACAAUGCAACAGGAAGAGCAAGAACUUAUUAAAUUAUUCUAUUAUGUGAGCGUCCUUUUUAUAUAUUUAAUUAUAGGUAAUUUUGUUGGACAAGAAUUUAUAAAUCAUGAUGAUCAAGUUCAUCGAAUGAUAUGUAACACAAAAUGGUACAAGGCACCGGUAAAGAUUCAAAAAUCUCUACUUUUCCUGCUCAGAAAAACUACAAAAACUUACAAAGUUAAUGCUGCUGGUUUGUUUUGUCCCUCUUUAGAAGGUUUGGCCAGGACCCUCAGUUUUAUGGUUUCUCUUCUGACGCUCUUAUGUUCCAUUUGAAGAUAUUUUUAAUUAUAAAAGAUACAUUUGUCAAUUGUAUAAUUUUAUGGAAACUCAUGA